This is a messenger RNA of Mangifera indica (mango), 2236 nucleotides long. Its product is annotated as acyltransferase-like protein At3g26840, chloroplastic. Bases 180 to 2162 code for a protein of 660 amino acids. The record is from RefSeq and is a predicted model, not a curated record. Lineage: Eukaryota; Viridiplantae; Streptophyta; Magnoliopsida; Sapindales; Anacardiaceae. Gene Ontology annotation, cellular component: membrane. The transcript has 14 exons.
UUUAAACGCUCACAUCCACUGUGCGGGGCUCCUCUAAUCCAGCAAUAUGCGUUCACGUUUGGUGCAUGGCGUUACCUCACGAUUCUUUCAUUUUAACAACCGUCCUCACAGUCAUCGCUACAGAGUUGGUAUAAAUCUCUCAACGACAUCCGUCACAUUGUUUCACUAUCUCCUUUGCUAUGACGUCAAUUGCAGCUUGUGUGGCCGGUUUGUUACCGGCUUCUCGGCAGAUUCGGAGACGUGGCUCUCUGCAAACGACGUCGUGUUUGGCGGACAAUAGAAGGUUGGAGAUGAAGAAUGUACAAGGUAUAAGAAAGAGUUUGAAGGAUUUCUUCGAUGAGUCAAAAGAUUUUAUUAAAUCAGACGGUGGUCCGCCUCGCUGGUUCUCUCCGUUGGAGUGUGGGUCCCGCUCUUACGGUUCUCCUCUCCUUCUCUUUUUGCCUGGAAUUGAUGGGGUGGGACUUGGACUAAUACAGCAUCAUCACAUGCUUGGAAAGAUUUUUGAUAUGUGGUGCUUGCAUAUUCCUGUCAAGGAUAGAACAUCGUUUACAGGCCUUGUCAAGCUGGUAGAAGAAACAGUUAGGUCAGAAAGUCACCUAUCACCGGGUAGACCUAUAUAUCUUGUUGGAGAAUCUCUUGGGGCAUGCAUUGCACUAGCUGUUGCAUCUCGCAGUCCUUCUGCUGAUCUUGUGCUAAUUUUAGCUAACCCAGCUACAUCUUUUGGCAGGUCACAACUGCAAGCAUUACUACCCUUCUCAGAAGUCAUCUCUGAUCUACUUCAUCUUAGCCUUCUUUAUAUACUGAGCUCGAUGAAAGGUGAUCUUUUGGGAAUGGUGACCGCUAGCAUGGUGAAGGGAAUUCCUUUGCAACAAAUAGUAGCAGAGCUAUCUCAAGAUGUAGUUGCAAUUCCAUUUUACCUCUCUUUGCAGGUUCUCGCUGACAUCUUACCACAAGAAACACUGAUCUGGAAGCUUCAGAUGCUUAAAACAGCUUCUGCAUACGUCAAUUCAUGUCUUCAUGCCAUAGAAGCCCAAACGCUGAUACUUUCCAGUGGAAGAGAUCAGUUGCUACCUAGUCAAGAGGAGGGUGAAAGACUCUGCCAUGCAAUACAAAAGUGUGAGACGCGGCACUUCUCGAAUAAUGGUCAUUUCCUCUUUUUGGAAGAUGGUCCUGACUUGGUAAGUAUCAUCAAGGGUGCACAUUUCUAUCGUUCUGGAAAAUACCUCGACUAUGUAUCAGAUUAUGUGCCAUUAACUCUUUCUGAAUUCAAUAAAUUAUAUGCAUAUCACAGAUUACUUGGCAACAUUUCUUCUCCUGUGCUACUCUCCACUUCCGAGGAUGGGAAGAUUGUGAAGGGACUUGGUGGCAUUCCUUCUGAAGGACCAGUCUUGUUCGUUGGCUAUCACAUGCUUUUGGGAUUGGAAGUAAUCCCUAUGAUCUGUCAACUCUUUAUUGAAAGAAAAAUAAGUUUGAGAGGAGUAGGACACCCGAUUUUGUUUACAAAAUUGAGAGAAAACUCAUUCCAUUAUACACCACCAUUUGAUGCGAUUGCAAUGACUGGUGUAGUUCCUCUCUCAGCAAAAAACUUGUAUAAACUUUUGUCAUCAAAGUCUCAUGUUCUAUUAUAUCCAGGAGGUAUACGGGAGGCUCUUCAUCGGAAGGGUGAGGAGUAUAAGUUAUUCUGGCCAAAACAACAAGAAUUUAUCAGGAUGGCAGCUCAAUUUAGAGCAAAAAUUAUACCAUUUGGUGUUGUUGGAGAAGAUGAUAUAUCUGAACUACUUUUUGAUUAUGACGAUCAAAUAAAGAUUCCUUGUAUGCGGUCCCAUAUAGAAGAAUUGACAAAUGCGAUCGAGAAGUUUAGGACAGCUGCAGAUGGCGAGGUGGUCAAUCAAUAUUUACACUUUCCUAUAUGUCUUCCAAAAUUUCCUGGUCGGUUUUAUUAUUAUUUUGGGAAACCAAUUGACACAGAAGGGAGGAGAGAGGAAUUAAGAGAUAAGGAGAAAUCUCGGGAACUAUACUUGCGGGUUCAAGCCGAGGUUGAGAAAUGUCUAGCUUUCCUUAAGGAGAAAAGAGAAAACGAUCCUUACAGGAAUUUGUUGAACCGACUUGCUUAUUGGGUUACUCAUGGCCUUACAUCAGAAGUUCCCACAUUUGAACUGUAAUUGCUCAUUGAUCAAUUCUUAGCUCAUGUUUAGUCAGAAGCAAAUUAUAAGGAUUGUUAUAAAAUAAUAAAUUA